CAGGCUGUUAUUGACGUCAUUAUUCUUCGACAAUGACGACAGUAUAACGCGACAGAUUGAGCAGGAUUCACCAAACACUUGUGGGUUGCAGUUUCUUUUAUAUCACAACCAGAUAGUAUUAUCAAUGUACUACAAUACCGAUGGAAGUGAGGCCGUAAACUAUUGUUUUCUAGUCCUCAGUCAGCUAAAACAGAAACCCAAGCCGCCUCUUCUGAGCUCUGCUACAUUCUAUGCAACGUUACAUCUCGUAGUGAAAUACUGCAGUGGAUCAUAACCAUGACUUUGAGCAUGGACAUCAGCGUUUCUUUUCUCAAGUGCGAACUCGCCUCUACUAUCGACCAGGCGGUAAGAUGCGCCGUCGAAACGGUUUUAAAAGAAACGGCACGAGUUGUUGGCAUAAAGCUGUCCGCGGCUCGAAACGCAGCGGCAGAGUCGCACCGAGAGAACCAGAGCCUGCGCGAGAGACUGGAGAUCUCCGACAGCGAGCUCAAAGCAGUGCGCUACUACAUGACCGCGGCUGAAAAGAACAUCAAACAGUGUUUACUUCUCAACAGAAACCAGCCCGGGUCAAAUAUCGUGCGCCCGAACGCACAAGACGCACUUUUUGUGAUUCCAUCACGCGCUGCGGACGGAAGCCCCACAUUACAGGCGCAAAGCAGAGAUUCCUCCCGCAAGAGCUUCCGAAACUCACCGGGAAGAAUCCACAAACCCAAAAAUCUCCCUAGUGUUGGCCUCUGUCUCCCCACGGUGCAGUCAGACUGGCCUCGGGAGUGCGUCAACCGCAGACAGACAAGAGGAGGGUCCUCAGGAGGCAACAGUUCAGCACACGCGAGUGACCCCGCGACCUCCCAGACUCUUGUGGAAAACAGUCCUGCUCUCUUCAAACCAGAAGAUGAGCCAGAGGGCCAGUUUUACAUCACGAAUGAGGACAACAGUUCUGUAGUAACAGACAGUGAGGGGAGACAUGAAGAACCAGAAAAUCCAGACCCCUCCGCAAACCAACCAGAGGAUCCAUCUGACAUGACAAAGUUUGAGUUUGAAAUGAGCACGCCAGCUGGGAAUGUUAAUGAGCUGGAGCUGAUAGAGGUGAUGGAGGACUCUGAUGAAGUCAAACAGAGCACCAUUAAAAUUGAAGACGAUCCUGAUUCCCUCACAUUAGAGCCUCCUUCAUCAACUCUAGCUGUAGCAUCUUCAUCCAACUCCAUGCAAGAGUUGGCACAAAUCUCUUCGCCUUUGAUGCGGGAGAGUGAUGGUGAUGCUUUGCUGGCCUUGGCUGCACCUGUUAGUAGUGACUCCAGGUUCAGCAGGACUAUCGAGAGCCCUGAUAAGGUGCACCGCUGUAACAUUUGUGGCCGGGGGUUCAGACGUUUCUACUGCUUGAAAACGCACCAGCGCAUACACACAGGAGAGCGCCCGUAUCCUUGCAGAUAUUGCGAGAAGCGAUUUCGCCAUUUGGACAGCUUACACAAGCACCAGCGCAUUCACACAGGAGAGAGACCGUACCACUGUGCUGAGUGUGGAUGCUGCUUCAGAGAACUCGGUCAGCUCAAAAAGCACAGACUCAAACACUCUCCCACAUUUGUUCCGGUGGCCAAUCCCACCUUCCCUCUCCUCCCAGCUGGACCCUCCUAUGUCUGGCCACAUCUCAACACACAGUCUUUAGAUUCAGUCUAGGCAUGUGACGGUAUUUUCAAAGUAUGGUAAUUGUGGAGACCGGUACGGUAUUAUCUGCUGGUAUUCAAUGAAGUUACAAAAACAGGUUGAAAAGAUAAACAAACUUGUCCUAUUAAAUCAUCUCAAAUAAGGGACAUUACAAAUAUAAUAAAAUGACAAGAAAAUUAUAAAGUACACUUGUUUCAAACUGAUUAAAGUACAGACUAGACAACUAUAACGGACAAUAUCAAGGAAGUAAACGAUUUUUAACCAUUAUCCAGAUAUUUUUUCUGGGCUGGAGUGUUUAAGUCCAGAUUAAAAUGUACAGGUGUAAACAAAUGCGUAUUAUAUAAUGCUUAGUAUUAAAUACUCAGUAUUUGUUGUUGUUUUUAUAAACACCAUAGCCAUAUCUGAAUGGUUGUUUUGAAAGCUUUUAAAUACUGUUUGACUUUCUUCAGUUCAGAAAUAGGAAUUUUCAUAGCACUACUUUGUACUUUGUGUACAGGGGUAACCACUGUAUUAACCACUGUAUUUCUGUAAGUGCCACAUACUGUAAGAGCAUGAAUUUGCAUUUCCAUUCGACCUGUUUGUUGUUUUGUUUUUGUUUUACUUUGAAUCAAAGUGAAAAUUUGAUUUAUUUUAUAUGCAGCAUACAUGUCACACCACAGAUAAAGUUUGUUCAGUAACAGUUUGGUCCAAAAACAAUUGGAGGUAUAUUGGAAGAUAUAUAUUUGCCUGACUCUGUAAACAAAAUUAAUUUAGAAUCAUGUAUCAUGAAUCAUGAAUCAUCAUCCACAGUGCAGCAUAACCAUAACUAUAAUGAAUUGUUUUCAUGCAUAAAAACAACAAUGCAAGAGUUACAGUGCAAAACAUUUAAAUUGAUUCCAGCUAUGAUUAAACUUUCACAAUAAGG
Carassius auratus (goldfish) is the source of this 2566-nucleotide messenger RNA. Its product is annotated as B-cell lymphoma 6 protein homolog. The transcript has 2 exons. NCBI's taxonomy places the organism in Eukaryota, Metazoa, Chordata, Actinopteri, Cypriniformes, Cyprinidae. Bases 277 to 1674 code for a protein of 465 amino acids. The record is from RefSeq and is a predicted model, not a curated record. Gene Ontology annotation, molecular function: RNA polymerase II cis-regulatory region sequence-specific DNA binding; DNA-binding transcription factor activity, RNA polymerase II-specific. Gene Ontology annotation, biological process: regulation of transcription by RNA polymerase II.